This is a messenger RNA of Jatropha curcas, 1898 nucleotides long. RefSeq names its product FRIGIDA-like protein 2. The record is from RefSeq and is a predicted model, not a curated record. Lineage: Eukaryota; Viridiplantae; Streptophyta; Magnoliopsida; Malpighiales; Euphorbiaceae.
GUAUAACAACAAUGAUACGGCGGGCACAGCGUCAAAUCCUGAUAUAUUAACGCGCGCUCGCUCUCUCUCUCUCUCUCUCUCUCUCUCUUCUACAGCUAGGGUUCAAUCUCUAACAAUGGCGUCUUCUUCCAAAGGCACAGAAAUUGCGACUUUAAAAACGAUCGAAGCAGCUUUGAAACUAAUUGACACAAAAAAGGAAAGCCUUAAACGAGCCUAUGAUGAUCUUCAAGCUCACUCUUCUCUCCUCUCCUCCUUCAACCUCUCCUGGUCAGAGCUCGACUCUCACUUCACCUCCUUGCAAACCACCCUCACCCACCGCUUUCACCGCCUCCAGUCCCUUCAUUCUUCUUCUUCCGCUCAAAAGAACCCUCCAUCGAGUCAUGACCUAGUCGACGCUCCUCUUGAUUCUGGUAUUUCCGAUCAGCCACCAGCGGUUAACAAUGGCGACCCGUCAUCUUCAUCUAAUCCACUGGUUCAUGAUUCAUUGACUCGGACCGAGAUGGAAUUGAGUCAAAACCGGCCGGAAUUGGUUUCUUUUUGUGAGAAAAUGGAUGGGCGAGGAUUGAGGAACUACAUAAGCGACCAUGCGAAAGAGCGGGAAGCUAUCCGGUUAGAGCUUGUAGGGUUAAUGGCGGUUGCUUUGGACCCUGGAGCAAUGGUUUUGGAUGCAUUGGAUGGAUUCUAUUCAUCAAGUUCGAGUUCUAAAGGUGAUAAAGAUUUGGAUUUGUUUCGUUUAAGAAAGAGUUGUUUGGACUUGUUGGAGGUGGUGAUAGAGAUUAAACCAAAUUUGAGCAAUGAAGUGAAGGAAAGGGCUAAAAGAUUGGCUUUAGAGUGGAAAGAGAAAGUCAGUUUGAAUGGGGAUAGCCCCUUAGAGGCAUUAGGUUUCUUGAAUUUGCUUGUGGCGUAUGGAAUGGAGAAUGAAUUUGAUGUGGGUGAGCUUGUGAAUUACUUUGUUGUCAUUGCUAGGUUUAAGCAAGCUACAAGUUUGUGCCGUGCUAUUGGCUUGGGAGAUAAAAUUGCCGAUCUUAUUCAGAAACUCAUAGAGAAUGGCAAACAUCUUUUGGCUGUCAGAUUUGCUUUUGAAUUUGGGCUGACUGACAAGUUCGAACCAGUUUCUCUCUUGAAGGAUUACCUGAAGGAUUGCAAUGAACUUUCUAAGAAAAUUUGCAUGGACACAAAAAACUCAAUUAAGGCACAGAAUGAGGCCAGAUCCAGAGAAGUUAAUGCUUUGAAAUCAGUACUCAAAGUUGUUGAUGAAUACAAGCUUGAAUCUGAGUACCCACGCCCGGAACUUGAAAAGCGUAUUGAGACGCUAGAGAAGCAGAAGGCAGGCAAGAAAAUGCCUGUUCCAUCUCCUGAUAAUAAGCCUCAGCAGCAGCCAAAGAAACAGAUACAACAGCUGCAAUCAAAGAAACAGCAAGCAAAGAAGCAACUGCUAAAUGGAAACAAGCGUCCUCGUACAUCUGUGUUCACUGGUCCUGCUGUUCCUAUCAAUAUUGCUGGUUCUAAUUCAACUGUUCCUCCAUUUCAACAAUCUCAUUUUCCUCCUGCAGGUUUGUUGCCAGCAGCUGGCCCUUAUGGGCUAGUGGGUUCCACUCCUCAUGUUGCCUCUUAUGCAGGUCCACCUGCGGGUCCCUUUGGCUUGCCAGGAGCUGCUAUGGGCUUGGCUGGCAACCCAAACCCCGCUACGGGUCAUCCAUACCCUCUGGAUCCAUAUAUGUCAUCUGGUUAUUAUGAUAGACCAGCUGCUUAUGGUGGAUAUGGUUUGCCACCUCAAUACCAUUCAGCUUACUAUUCCCAGUAAUUUUUUGGGAUCUGACAGUGAUAGUACGACUUUGGAUGGUAGAUUAGGUUUUGGUUAACUUUGGAGUGCUGGUGGAAAGAAAGCAAGCUUUGCU